AGAGAGGGUGAGAGAGAAGGUCGUCUGUGUUACGGAGCAGGCAGUUUGAUGUUUGUAUCUUGUGGAAGACACUUUGUCGUAUCUGUUUUAAACAAUAUUAACUUAUAAAACUAAGAACAAAGUCAGGGGUCGUCUGAUGAAUAUCCACAGCAUGGUUCUCCGGGCAGUCAUCGCCAUGGCGCUCCUCCUGUCCGUAGCUGGCAGUGAGGCUCCUCAAGUAACAUUCAAGGGGGAGAAUUUCACCAUGACCUGUCCAGGGGAGGGGACAUGGUACAAAAGUAAUGCAAAAGUGUAUAAAGAACCUUCGCCAAGUUUGGAAUUAAGCUACAACAGUGAUUCCAAGGGCUUAUACAAAUGUGAAUACAAGGAUGACGAAGACAAAGUUCACGAAUAUUAUUUCUACGUGAAAGGAAAGGCGUGCGCAAAUUGCAUCGAGCUUGAGGCAUCUGGUCUAGGCCUGGCCGUCACUGUGGACAUGGCUGGGACGAUAGUACUGAUGAUGAUCAUCUAUAAGUGCACGAAGAAGAAAAGCUCAGCUGGAUCUACACACGCCUCAAAAGCACCAGCUCGUGCAGGAGGCCGUGCUCCACCUAUCCCAUCUCCUGACUAUGAGGCACUGAACCCGAACACUCGCUCCGAGGACCCUUACUCUAGUGUGAACAGGACGGGAUAAAGUCACAUGACCUGGCUGCAGCAGGACAUUGAUUUAAAGGAUCCACAGACAAAAGCAUUAACAGCAUGCUCCCAUGGUGUCAAUUUGCGCAGAGGUGACUGGAUUUUAGUUUGUGGUGUUCUCAGUAUUUACAAAUUAUACUGAAAAACGACUUUCCUCUCCAGAAACCAUCCCUAUGGAAUCAAUCACAAGUAUGUGUAGAUUCAGAGGAAUACACAAUGCUUUUGUAUGUUGCUGUAGAUUAGUCAUUUAAAACCUGGAGGCACUUCAGUAGCUCUGCUUAUUUGAAAAUGUAUAUAAUAAUUGUAAUUAUGUUUAUGAAGGAAAAUAACACAAACGCCAUAGGAUUUCAUUUUAGUGCUAAUCUCAAAUGUCUUUAUUGUAACAAUAAUCAAGACAGUUUUCUCCUGGAUCAGCUGUAAUUCCUUGACACAGCCUUCAUGGAAACAAGUACGCAGAAUGCCUAGAAAUAGAUCAAAGUACAAGAACAUAACAAACGGCUAAAACUUCUAUUGUGUCAUGACUAACCUUUAAAAGACAAGGGAAAAAAGACAAGCAUCUCUAUGCUCACUGUAUCUACUUGUUUUCUUUGCUGUUAAAUGAAACGGAACACUUCCAUUAAACCCUCACAUCUAUAGCUAUUGAAGGAGAGUGGUCAGUGAAGGGGUAGUUAAAUAGUUAAUUUGUUUUUAAUGACACAAACAAAUUUAACUUUUGGGUCAGAACUUUAUAAAAAGCAUUUAUAAAGAAGAAAGAAAAAAGUAAAUUUAUAUGUACAUAUUUAUAUAUUAAAAGGUUAUACAAUCAUCGACACUUAAUAAUAAUUCAUUUUAGAAAACGUACUGGUGCUCUAAUGUUGCAAGCAUAGAAUUGGAUCUGGACUUUCUCCAGAGGUUUCCUUUCACACUUCAACAACACAGUGGAAGAUUCUCUGCACAGUUGCAUUCACAACAGCAACAAAUCCUGGAAGGGUGUGAUGCAGCGGGCAGAGGCAGGACGUCACGUAUAGAUUCCGCUGUGGAGAUCAAGUGUUUUUGUCUCGGACCUCAUCACCCAAAACUCACUUGCCAUCUUCAUUGAUACAUGUGUGGCUCCGCUUUUUCAUCCUGAAAUAUUUUGUACAUUUCUGGGUACAUUUCUUUUGUGUGUUAACCUCAUCAACUCACCCUCUCGAUCUUCUGCCGUGCAUCGGCUCCUCCGGACUUCCUUCCUAAAAAGACUUCAGGAAGUCCGAAGCCUCUAACUGGAACAUUUGUGUUCACAUUAUGGAGAAUGUCCUGAGGACCCCCUUAGUUCAGAGCAUGUCUGAAAGCACCUUAACAAAACUAAGGUGCUUUAAACUGUGUUUAACCACAGAGUGUAACUGGAGUAUGAGUCCGGGUUAUGGGUCAGUCUUCCCAUUUCCACUCACAGGUACAUGAGCCCAUCUAAGAAGGCACUGUGUAAUAUGUCAGAUUAAAAAAAGCUUGAGAACUAACGCUGUCAACUAAUUUUGAAGAAAUAUUUGAAAGCAGUGAGCAACACAGGUUUACCUUCACGUCUGUUGUAUAUCUGUGUGUAGCCAGAAAUCUCCAUCUUGCUCUUUAAUAUCCACUCACUCCUCUGUACAGUCCUGCAAUACAAUACAACUGUUCUGCCGUUAAUCUGUUGUAAUGAUGCCAUUCAUUUUCAGGUUUUGUAAAGUAUAUAUAUUUUUGAGUGUACUGACCCUUUAAUAUAACAAGUUUACAGAGGGUACUGUAAAACUCAUUACUUUUCAAUUUGAAUAAAGAGAUAUAGACGUGUUUCCAGUA
Molecule: messenger RNA, 2466 nt
Organism: Platichthys flesus (European flounder)
Lineage: Eukaryota; Metazoa; Chordata; Actinopteri; Pleuronectiformes; Pleuronectidae
Product: T-cell surface glycoprotein CD3 epsilon chain-like
Exons: 5
Coding region: 137-673 (178 amino acids)
Biological process (GO): cell surface receptor signaling pathway; positive thymic T cell selection
Cellular component (GO): alpha-beta T cell receptor complex; external side of plasma membrane
Molecular function (GO): transmembrane signaling receptor activity
Source: RefSeq, a predicted model, not a curated record